Molecule: messenger RNA, 1003 nt
Organism: Penicilliopsis zonata CBS 506.65
Lineage: Eukaryota; Fungi; Ascomycota; Eurotiomycetes; Eurotiales; Aspergillaceae
Exons: 4
Coding region: 274-804 (176 amino acids)
Biological process (GO): endoplasmic reticulum to Golgi vesicle-mediated transport
Cellular component (GO): cytoplasm; nucleus; TRAPP complex
Source: RefSeq, a predicted model, not a curated record
CUCAAACCUGACGUUCGGAGAAGCUACCUAAAUACCUACCUAGUAGGCCCCUAGGUACCUUAAGGUAACCAGAGUAACUAUCCGAUAACUACUUGGUAGACCUAUUUGCUGAACCUACAUGAUUCGAUUCGCAAAUAAAAUAGUCAGGACAGCAUCCCAUCUUAUUCACAUCUGAUCAGAAAGUGUCAUUUGGCCCAGUCAAUAUUAAAUACUACUUUACCUACAUAGCAAAUAAUACUAAAGGGCCUUAUCAAGCUGGAAAGAAUGCUAAAAAUGGGGUGCCCAAAGAUCGCCUGUAUUGCACUUAUCGGCAAAGCUGAUAAUCCUCUUCAUAUCUCAAUGUUUACUCCAUACUCAGACUCCGAACUCGACUUUUCUUUCCUUCUGAAUUCCUGCCUUGAUCUGUUGGAAGUUCGACAGAAGCAGACAUCGAUUGAUCAGGACCUCGGUCUCCUCCAUGCCGUUGAUGAGAGGUUUGCCGCUUAUGGCUGGCAAACCACCACUGGUGUUAAAUUUUUGAUUAUUGUGGAUGUAGUUGGAGAAUCGAUGUCAGCUGAAAUGGAAAGAGUAAAGGACAUUUCGGUUGUUGGGUUAGGAGACUCAGAUCUUAAACCGGUUUUUCGAGCGAUCCAAACCGCCUACAUCCAGCUGCUCCAGAAUCCAUUCUAUUGUCCUGAUGGCCAAGCUCUUGGGGCGAAAGCCACAAUCUCGAACCCGGGCGGCCUACAAAUCACAAACCAGAAGUUUGUUUCAGAGAUUCAAAGAAUUGGUAAUUUGUGGGUUCCUGGUUUAGCAUCGAUUUGAUCAUUCAGUCUUAUGGUCUAUAUAUAGAUGCAUUUCAUACUCUAUCCGGUAGACUGUAGGCUAAAUACUUUCAUGGAGAUAUUACAAUGACAUAUCAUUGAGAAAAAUAAAUUACUUUAAACUACUCCUUGGUAUUGUUAAUAUUGUACUGUUUUGUGGUUAUUCUUUAUUCUAUGGCGUAUAUAUGUUUUGGUAUGCC